Nerophis lumbriciformis (worm pipefish) is the source of this 4945-nucleotide messenger RNA. Lineage: Eukaryota; Metazoa; Chordata; Actinopteri; Syngnathiformes; Syngnathidae. The record is from RefSeq and is a predicted model, not a curated record.
CGUGACGCAGCACGGCAACAGCGGGAUUGUUUGAAAACAGGAAACCACAAACAAGACUUCGAGCGUCUGCGUGCUGUUAUUGUAAGUUUCGCCCUUAUUAAAACGGACGUUUUAAUGUAAAUUACAUACGCGCUGUGUUUGGAACAUGAUGUAGUGUACGCGGAACUUUGCCUUCGGCUGCUGAAGGAAAGUCAACAAUAGUGGCUAAAGCUAGCAGAGUUAGCUCGCGGCGACGCUUUUGUUUUGAAGGUCUACUAUUGCACGAUUGAGGGCGGAAGUGCACGUCUAAAGUCACAAUGUCGUACACGGACAUCCCUCGUAUGCUGGCACUGGAGGAGGAGGUGAGGAGUUUGUCAGAGGACUUGAUGCAAUGUCAGGCCGAUAAAGACUUUGUGUGGUCCCUGUGGAAACGUCUACAAGUGGCCAAUCCAGACUUGACCCAGGCUGUGAGUUUGGUGGUUGAGCGUGAGAAGUACAAAGCGGAGAUGAAGGACAGGAAAGUACUGGAGAUCCUCCAAACCAAGGACUACGAGAUACAAGAUCUGAAGGAGCAAGUGUCAGGGCAGCAGCAAAAGAUCAACAAGCUGCUCCAGAGUCGGACAGUCACGGACGACGAGGGUUCUUUAAUGAAGAGCGAGCUGGAAGCUGCGCGUCAACAGCUGCUCGGCAAGAGCACGGAACUUGAGGAAUGGAAGACGCAGUGUAGGAGGAGAGAGGAGGCGGCGCAGCAAGUGGUCCGGGCUCUCGAGGAGGAGAAAGAGGGAUUAACGUCCCGCUGUGUCGCCCUGCAAGCUGACCUGGAAGAGAGAGAGAGGCAGGCCAGUGACCACCGUGACCAGAGGGAGGCUGCCCAGGCCAGAGUCAAGGAUUUGGAGGAAGAGUUGGGACGAGCCCUGCUGGAGGUAUCCAGGUUGCAGAACAAGAGUAGCUCUUUGGCAGCCUGCAUAACUAUCAAAGAACAGGAGGUGGCAACAAAAGAGGAUCAGCGCCAUAAACUUGGCUGCGACUUGGCAGAAGUGCAGACGUUGUACAAACGGAGCACGGAGCAUGCGGCGGCACAAAGCCAUCUGAUCAAGCAACUGGAGGGACUCAACCUGGACACGCAGAGAGUGCUGAGGAACCAGGAAGAGGUGCAUACUGCUGACAACACCUCCUGUCAGAGGCUGUACAGCGAGCUGAGUCAGUGCAACCAGACCCUCAUGUCGAGCGAGGCCAAGCUGCGCCAGAGCCACCAGGAGCUGAGCAGCCAGCUGGCUCAGAAAGAGCAGCAGCUACUACAACUGCAGGCCCAGCUGCAACAACAACAACAACAAAAACAGCAGCAGGAGGAGCAAUUUCCAUCGCGACCACCGGCCCAGCAGACCGCAAUUUGUGCCUCAACCCAAAGACAAACCAACUUGAAAGCAGCGGUACCUGAGCAGGCCCUCGCCGCAUCCCGGAGGCGUAAUUGUGAGUUGCCAGAGGACAAGGCCCUGCAUUGCACCUCUCCUGCCAGAAGGCAGCAGGGUGCACCUGUGCAGCGAUCCCGGUCUCUGUCCCCGGCCAGCAGUGCCGAGUUUGAUCGCGGGAGAAGACAAGGUGCACAACAAAGGAUGGAAGACCUUGAGGAGUUGCUCCAAUUGAAGAUGGAAGAGAACGACGAACUGAGGAAGGCUCAUGAUAGGCGACGCGAAAGACUGUGUGUGGUUCAGAAAAACUACAAAGCCGUUAAUGACCAGCUGAAGCAGUCGCAAAGAGCAGAUGACGUGCCUCGUGGAAGGAUGCCACGGGCCGAGCCAUGGCAGCUCAGACAAGAGGACAGUGAUGCCGUGUGGAACGAACUCACCUACUUUAAAAACCUCACAAGGAAGCUCACCCUGGAAAGGGCCGACCUAGACGAGGAGCUGGACAUGCUGCGGGUCCAGUCUGCAAUGGACCGGGCCACUGUGAAGGAAUUCCACCUGCGUCUCACUGAAGAACACCAGGAGCUGCUCGGCAAAGUGGUGGAGGAGCGCCGGGUCAAAAGAAGCACUCCGAAAAAGCCCUCCGUUUCUUCGGAGCGAUUGGAAGAGUCCUUCAAAAAGAUCCAGCAGCUGGAGAAAAGGAUGAUGUCCCUUGAGGGGGAGACGGAGCGGCUGAGGGAAGAGAAACAGCAGCUCCUUGAGGCCAAUGAAGACUUGGCCCACGACUGCCGCAGACUCCAAGCCUCGCGGGAUCACCUGCAAGACCUCAACUCCCAGGCCCUGGCCCAGUGGGAACGGCAUCGCGGCGAGAUCGUGGCUCUGGAAGCCCGGCUGGCCGCCUCUCGAAAAGAGUCCUCCGAGCUCCGUCGUCAGCUGCUGAAGCUGAGGCAGGAGUUGGGCAUUCUCCGUGCGGCCCGCGACUUCUACAGGAACCGAACGGCGGGAGCCUCGCGAGCCGGCGGGAUCGCCGGCGGUAUUAGCGGCAAAGCUAAGUUGAAAACAAUUAAGCUCAGGGGUUCCAGCCGCCGAAUUGUCAUCCCCAAUCAAGCCAUCAGCUGGCGAGGCCGCAGCCCGAGUCCCUCUAAGGACGAGUGGGAGGACAUGAGCGGCGAGAGUGAAGAAUACUCGGACAGCCUCAACGGCGCGCCCUCAGGGACGAUGCAUCACAGACGACACGAGAGAAAGUUCGACAGGUGUCAGCCGGCUGCAGACGCGCAGGUGUCGGCGGCGUGGAGCAGGAAGCAUGCUGAUGUCGGGGAUCAAGACAACAAAUGGCAAGAGCGCUGGGAACGUGGGACGAGAGGCGAGAAGAGGAGGAAGUGGAUUCUAAUUAAGGCCCAUCAUGGUGCCGCCGCCGCCUCCUCGUCCUCCCUGCAGCAGCAGCAGCGCGUCGAGUCCCUGCAGCGGCACAUCCACGUACUGCGCCGUGCCAGGAAAGAUGCCGUGCUCUCAGCUCGAGAGCUACAGAGGGCCAAUGAGAGAAUCACAGCACAGCUCAACUGCCUCUCUGAGAAACUGAGCAGCAGCAAGCAACUCACACAGAAGCUGAGCUCGGAGCUGGCGGGUGUGGAGCAGCAGAAGAAGGUCCUGGAGAUGGAGCUGGAGCAGUGGCGGCAGAGCACAUUCCCACAACACACCACGCAAUCGCCAGCAAACGUGGGGUGUACCUGCCGGGCCCUGGAGGCGGAGGUCAAACAACUGCAAGCCAAAGUCAAGAGUACAAGUGCGGAGGUCACGAGGCAGGUGGCGGCUAACAAAGCCCUGCGAGGCCAACUGCAGGAGAAGGAGGACAAGCUCCACCAGCUGCAGGACAAAGCCAGCCACGCCGAGCGAGACGCGGGCAUGAAAAAGCAGCUGGUGGACGACCUGAAGACCAGGCUGAAGUUCCUGCAAGAGAUGGAGAAGAGCUACCGUGGCCAAGUGGAGGAGCUGGAGAAGAAGGUCAAGUCUUUGUCAGAGGAAGCCUCCAACAGAAAGGCCUUCAUCGAGUCUCUAAAGAGGCGACUGAACGUGGCGACCAAAGAGAAAAGCCAGCACGAGGCGUCUUGUGCCAAACUGAAGGACGACCUGGAAAAAAAGGAGCAGAGAGUUCAUGCCCUCCAGGCUCGCGCGGCCGCCAGCGAUCAGGCUUUGGCCGCUCUGGAACACAGCGCCACUGAGCAAAUGGAGAGACUGACCGAGCAGAGCUCCCAAGCGUUGGACGGGCUUCAGAGGCAGCUCGGCCAGGCCUCCUCCCAGCUGGAGCAGCUUCACGCUUUCAUCAAGGCCCUGGCCGCUGAGAUAGUUGUGGAGGUGCACGAGGUCAAGCAGCAGCUGAUGAAGAGGAGGAGGUUGAGGCAGGCCGGCGCUGCUGCGGCUAAAGGCAACCCUUCAGCCAAGUCCAUGAUCAAAGCCAAGUCCAUCGCCGCCUCCAUCCUCAAUAUGUCGGAGAACGACCUGGCGGACAUAAUGGACUCGGACCAGGGGACAGAGACUCUUUCAGGGAUUCCGGGAGAUCAGGACUGGCUGGAUCAUCUCAACCACAUCCUCCAGCAGAAUGUCCCCUCUGCCGGCCAGCUCAUGGAGGCUUUGCGUGUGAAGAUGAAGGAGAGGAAGGUGCUGACAGAAGAGCUGGCCAUGCUGGCACACUGCAAAAACUGAAAUCUAAAACACUGACUUUUUGCAGUGCAGCAGCAGUCAGCUAAAAAAAGCCUGACUCCCCGGGCCGAGGCUGGGAAAACUGCCAUGCUCCUUCCCCACCCCCCAACCCUUAUCCCGACUCGGUGGGAACUCGGCCCGACUUGAAUGUUUUGGUGAAGCGCCUCGGACCCACGGCGGGCCGAGCUUUUGUAAUGAGCCCUCGACAUCUGUGUUGACGCUCGGGGUCUGUCGGAGAAAAGCCUUUUGGCGCCUCUCCUCCCAGUGAUGAAGCUAAUCUGUCACUUUUAUUGCCAUUUAUUUACUUUAAGGUGACCCAACACAGUCUUAAUAUUCAAGGUUUUGUACACUUUUAGGGGUUUACUCCAUCACAUAGACCUGAAAUUCCGUUGAGCAUUUAUAAGCAGCGGCGUCCGAAGUGAGCUCAUUUUUUAUUUUUUAUUCUAAAACCAAAAACAAGGAUAAAAAGAGCAUACAGAUGGGAUGUUACGUAAAAUAAAAGUUGCAUGUUUGACUCUUAAUAACACAAAGUUGUUUCUUUAAAGCUGUCAUUGCUCAAAAAUAAUAAUGAAUCAAAGCCAAUGCUAUGAAUUAUUGACCUAUUAAAGGCUCUAAUUACUUGACAUCAAAUAUUGAAGUUUGGGGGAAAAUAUUGUCAUAAAAAAUUUUUUUUUUAAAUGUAUGACAUAAAGGACAUUAAACAAGCAAACUAAAACACAUUUAAAAAUAUUUGGAAAAACUUAUAAUGGACAGGUAGAUCUUGAAGUUGAUAUAGAGAUUUAAGCAUUAAGUAAAAAAAAAAAAUAAUAAUAAUGCAUGACUUAUUUGUAACACUUUAAUGUGUGGGGCCCUUUUGGAUCCCUGAG